CUUUAUUUUACCCUAACGGUUUGGUUUGGGUAUUUUGUACCGGGAGUACCCAAAUUGUACUAAAACCCCGAGAAAUACCAAAACCUGAAAAUAUACCUGAAUACCAAAUACUUGAAAAAACUAUGAAAAUAUCUAAAAAUCUGAAAUUUUACCGGAAAACCCCAAAACUAUAUCCGAAAACUCAAAGCCAAAACUUUUUAAAAAAUCCAUGAUACCAAAAAUACAUAUUUUUUUGUCAUUCGGGUAGUUGAUUGGGUCUCGGGUAAGACCUUGAUUCGAACCGAGAUCCGCAUAUACAAUAUAGAACUGGACCCAAAGCAAACCUUUAUUUUCGGAUCGAUUUUGGUUUGGAUUUUCAGGUUCGGGUAAAAAUGUCGGUAUAAUUAGAAGUCCAGUUUGGAAUGAAAGUCUAUUACGGUAAUAAAAACUUCCUUAUUAAAAAUUCAUAUAAAACAUCCCCUUGAAUUUGUGAUCAUAUUGAAACAAUCAUAUUCAUACAUUUCUAUUUUUUUUUGGGUCAAAGAUUCAUACAUUUCUAUAGUAUAUAUUUUUAGAAGAAAAAAGCAUAGUCAGAAAGUCAAAUGUGUAAAGAGGGGAAAGUCAAAUAGUAUGUUUCUUUUGGGGAUCUUUUUCAUAAAAUUCAAUAAAAAUGGAAAAGUUUGCUUGACAGCUUGUACUAUUUCUUUGUAGUUACUCAAUUUUCUUUCAUUGUAUUCUACCAUAAAUCUUACAUUCCAUUUUUAUUACAUAAUACUAUGUACAUAAAAUAAAAACCAAUUUUAAUAGAUUUAUUUUUGACACAUGUUAAAAUUUCAUGAUGACAAAAUCCAAUUUUUGUAAUAUAAAAAGCUUCCUUCUUCCUUGUAAUAAGACACAUACAUCUUCCUUGUAAUAAGAUACAUACAUCUUCUAGCAUACAUAUUAUCUCUGGCUUUCAUCCAAACCUCUACAAAAGUAAAAUUUCUAAUGUCUAUAGGACAUAUAACCGAGGAUGGAGAUAAAGCUCUCUUUCUGCAGCAAGAAACUUCUGAAAUCAACUCUCCUCUCAUUGAAUUUCCGCCGAGUACUAAUGUUCUUGUUGUCGACUCCAAUCUCAGCACUUUACUUGAUAUGAAAGAAAUCAUGGAACGCUGCGCCUAUCAUGUGACGGCUUAUGCGGACGCGGAAGAAGCUAUUGCGUUUCUGACAAAGUGUAAACAUGAGAUUAAUAUUGUGAUUUGGGAUUAUCAUAUGCCUGGAAUUAAUGGACUCCAAGCUCUCGCAAUCAUUGGUUCAAAGAUGGAUCUUCCUGUAGUAAUUAUGUCUGGUGACGAUCAAACAGAAUCGGUGAUGAACGCAAUGGUACAUGGUGCAUGUCACUAUGUUAUGAAACCCGUUAGAAAAGAGAUCAUAGCCACCAUAUGGCAACACAUUGUACGCAAGAGGAUGAUGUCUAAACCCGGUUUAGUUCCACCUGUUGUGGUUCAUGAUGACUGUUCCAAGCAAGAGAGAGAUGAUUCCGUGACCGUAGACCAAGAUGAUAGUGAGCAGAGCAUCGAUAAGAUAGAAGAGAAAGCAACAAAGAAACGGACAAUGAUAUGUAUAGAAGAAACUCAACCAAUGCAAUCACAUUUGGUUAAGAGUAACGGUUCAGACCAAGACGACGACGAUUCCAGGAGCGUAAGCAAUUACAACAAUGAACAAAAGAUCGAUAAGAAAAAAGAGAGCUAUUUCAAGAGACCGCGGAUGUCGUGGACUGGAGAUCUUCAACAGAAAUUUCUCGAAGCCAUCGAUAUAGUUGGUGGGCCUAAAAAAGCUAGUCCAAAGGUACUUCUCAAAUGCUUGCAUGACAUGAAGAUCGAAGGACUCACUAGAAACAAUGUGUCCAGUCAUCUUCAGAAAUAUCGUCUAAGUCUUGAGGAGAACAAAAUUCCUCAACAGUUUCCAGAGACUGGUUGGUCUAGUUUGAGUAGACCUUCACCUUUCUUAGGUAUGAACAAUGGUUUCAUCGCACCAACGUCCCUUAGGAAUGGUCCAGCUGUUUACCCGGUCCAGGACAAUCAAUAUCAAAAUGGUUACUUGGCAAUGAACAACAACCAGCUCGUGACCAAUAAUAUGCCUGGUUUUCCCUACUUGGACAAUGAUCACCAUCUCCAGCAGCAGCAUCAACAACGACAAUAUCAGCUUUCUAAUCAGGUGAUGAACUGCAUGAUGAGAAAGAAUGAACCUCAACAAGCUUAUAAUGGCAUCGGUUUAACGGAUCUCGAACCAAAUAUUUAUCCAAGUUUGCCGUACGAUCCAAACGAGUUUCUAUUCGAUGGCUACAAUUUCAGUAACUGAUAUGAGCUUCUCUUUAAGACGGUCUUUGUAGGAGAUUAUUUGGUUUCUAGAAAAAUUCAAGAUUGUGAGGGAAUAAUCAAGUGACAUAAGGGAAAACUAGCAUGUCUAGUGCGUUGCAAGAAGUUUAGCUAUUAUUAUAUGAGACUAAUUACAAAGUAUCUGUUACUGGUAAUAUGUAUAUCAGUAAAUCAGGGUAUCAUAUGUAUGAAAUGCUUUUUUUUUUAAUAAACUUUUGAUUUAUGAA
This is a messenger RNA of Brassica napus (rape), 2563 nucleotides long. RefSeq names its product putative two-component response regulator ARR19. Gene Ontology annotation, molecular function: DNA binding. The coding region runs from base 967 to 2319 and encodes 450 amino acids. Gene Ontology annotation, biological process: phosphorelay signal transduction system; cytokinin-activated signaling pathway. The transcript has 5 exons. The record is from RefSeq and is a predicted model, not a curated record. Lineage: Eukaryota; Viridiplantae; Streptophyta; Magnoliopsida; Brassicales; Brassicaceae.